AUGUCGGACCAACAACACCAUCAGGAUGCCACGCGAACCCUCUCCUUGGGAACUGGCCAGGGUCAGUUCGACCCCCUGGACCUUCCCCUCCGCCAAGUAACCAAUGAUGCGAACAUGGAAGAGUACACCGCGGAGACUGCGACGGGAGAGAUCAUCAAGCCAGUCAAAUCUUCCGCUACCGGCAAGGUAGAGGACUGGAAGCUGGUCACAUUCAAAGUCGAUGAUCCCGAGAACCCAAAGAACUGGUCCAAGGCCUACAAAUGGUACUGCACUAUGAUCGUCUCGUUCACAUGUUUCGUCGUCGCCUUCGCCAGUAGUGUGAUCACGGCCGACCUUGAAGGGCCAUCCGAGGCCUUCAAUGUCUCCCAUGAAGCCAGUCUUGUUACGGUUACGGUCUUCGUCAUUGGUUUUGGUGUCGGCCCUAUGGUGUUUGCUCCUCUUUCGGAAAUGGUUGGACGCAGGCCUGUUUACGCUGUUACACUCCUAAUUGCGGUUAUCUUCGUCAUACCUUGCGCGGUUUCCAAGAAUAUUGGUACCCUUAUCGUCUGCAGAGCUAUCGAUGGUAUCGCGUUCAGUGCUCCAAUGACGUUGGUCGGCGGUACUCUGGCUGAUCUGUGGAGGAAUGAGGAACGUGGUGUCCCCAUGGCUGCCUUCUCUGCCAGCCCUUUCAUCGGUCCUGCUAUCGGUCCUCUUGUCGGUGGUUAUCUCUGCCACGCUGGUUGGAGAUGGCUUUACUGGAUCCAGCUCAUUCUGGCCUUUGUUGCCUGGGUCCUGAUUACUUUUACUGUCCCGGAGACCUAUGCGCCAAUGAUUUUGCAGAAGAGAGCAAAGAAAUUAAGGAAGACUGAAAACGAUCCGAAGUACGUCACAGAGACAGAAUUGGACGCGCGCCCCAUGGGCGAAAAAUUGCGUAUCUUCCUCCUCCGCCCAUUCCAGCUCCUGUUUUUGGAACCCAUUGUUCUGUUCAUCGCCAUUUACAUGUCCGUCUUGUAUGGCUUGCUAUACAUGUUCUUCGUUGCCUAUCCCAUUGUCUACCAAAAAGGAAAGGGAUGGGGCUCCGGUCCUACUGGUCUGAUGUUCAUCCCUUUGGCCAUUGGUGUCUUGGGUAGCGCUGCCUGUGCUCCUCUCGUCAACAAGCACUAUCUUACACUUGUUAAGAAGCACGGUGGAAAACCUCCAGCUGAAGCGCGUCUGAUCCCUAUGAUGCUUUCAUGCUGGUUUAUCCCCAUUGGUCUCUUUAUCUUCGCCUGGACGUCCUACCCCAACAUCCACUGGAUUGGCCCUUGCAUUGGUGGCUUCCCCGUUGGAUUUGGCUUCAUCUUCUUGUACAACUCUGCGAACAAUUACCUCGUGGAUACAUACCAGCAUCAGGCAGCCUCUGCCCUUGCCGCAAAGACUUUUCUCCGUUCCAUGUGGGGUGCUUCCACAGUAUUGUUUACGGAGCAGAUGUAUGACCGCUUGAACGACCGAUGGGCCAGCUCAUUGCUAGCCUUCAUUGCCCUCGCUUGCUGCGCGAUCCCCUACGUCUUCUACUUCAAAGGCGCUUCCAUCCGUCGGUACUCGAAGUUUGCCUUCUCCGACGACGAGGAGCAGCAGGGACCAGGAGAGAAGCACUAG
Messenger RNA from Aspergillus lentulus, 1617 nucleotides. RefSeq names its product MFS transporter. The record is from RefSeq and is a predicted model, not a curated record. Gene Ontology annotation, cellular component: plasma membrane. Gene Ontology annotation, molecular function: transmembrane transporter activity. NCBI's taxonomy places the organism in Eukaryota, Fungi, Ascomycota, Eurotiomycetes, Eurotiales, Aspergillaceae. Gene Ontology annotation, biological process: transmembrane transport.